Molecule: messenger RNA, 1089 nt
Organism: Acipenser ruthenus (sterlet)
Lineage: Eukaryota; Metazoa; Chordata; Actinopteri; Acipenseriformes; Acipenseridae
Product: protein FAM166A-like
Exons: 8
Coding region: 209-1048 (279 amino acids)
Source: RefSeq, a predicted model, not a curated record
AAGCAUAGCAAAGUGUAAUAAAGCAUAGUGAAAGCAUGGCAAAGCACAGCACCAUACAGAGACAUCUGAUGAGAAACUCGGGUACCUUUAGAGACGGUCAGCGCAGCCACCUGCAGUUUCCAUGGAGACCCGGUAGCUACAAUGCGUCACAGUAGCAACCUGGGGGGCAGGUAGGCGCUUGAGCGGGACACGGCAGCAUCCGGGCAGCAUGGGGACUCGGAGGAACAGCCUGUUCCCGCCAGACCCGUACUACAUACCAGGGUAUGGCGGUUACUGUCCCCAGUUACUGUUCCAGUUCGGCCAUACCUAUGGGACCACGACCUUUAACCUUCUGACCAACCCCGAUGUCCGACACAGCGACAGAUCUGUCCUGGUGCCUCUCAAGAUAGCCGACUGCACGGGCCGUCUGAGCAACGUGACGCUACCGCCCUUAAUGAAGCCGAAGUCGGGGGAGACGAUACCCCCAGAGUCUGUGCCCCUCUCUCAGGAUCCGAAUGGCAGCCGCUUCUCCAUUAAGACGCCCAUGGCCCGGGAGAACUUCCAGAACCAGCGCCAGGAGCCGCUGAGCAGCUGGAACCGUCCCGACCCCAAGCGGGAUCACCACAGACACGAGACAUGGGAGGGGGCUGGAACCUCGUUCUUCAGCAGGUCUGCACCCCUGCACCCAGCUCCCCACCCCCCCACGUGGAGCUCACCUGGUUCUGACGAAUGGGACCCCCUGCCGUCGGCGCGGGACAAAGACACCCAAAGGAAAGUCAUCUCAGGUUACACAGGGUUCAUUCCCACAGUCCGCUGGAGCCUGGCAAAGAACUACUGCAGCGCAGUGCGAGAGGCCGGGAGCAACGAGGAGUGUAAUCAGUACCUCCUACGAAACCCUGGCAGAGCACAGGAAGAAAAAACGAGGUCCCCAGUCAAAGAGCUUUACAGAAGGAGCGGCAUGCUGCCUCGCUACACUGGCUUCAUCCCAGGUGUAAGAUACAAGCAUGGUUUAACCUUUGGCCAGAGUUCAAGAGAGUCAUACUGGGAUCAUCAUAAUCCUGACCAGUAAGCACCACUUGGGAAGAAAAGAGAGGCACACAAUCUGCUAUG